Messenger RNA from Panicum virgatum (switchgrass), 1479 nucleotides. RefSeq names its product stress-related protein-like. The transcript is spliced from 3 exons. Bases 427 to 1209 code for a protein of 260 amino acids. The record is from RefSeq and is a predicted model, not a curated record. Lineage: Eukaryota; Viridiplantae; Streptophyta; Magnoliopsida; Poales; Poaceae.
CAGCCCACACCGCCCUGCCCCACCGUUGCCGUCCCAGCCCCACAGUUGAAGCCCUUCAACUUCGACCACAACCACCAGUCUGCUGCGCGCACACAGAUCCGUCCAUCCACCACGAGUAAAAGAUACAGGCCGACUACGCCGGUGGCGACGUGGACGCGAGACCCCGGCGACGUGCCUCUCACGCGGGCCCCGACGUGGCGGCCCCGCUCCAGAGUGUUCUCGCGCCGUCCCCCGACGGCCCCGAUCGAUCGGCCCCCGCAUCGGACGGCCGGAGGGCACCGCUCGGCUCCUAUAUAGCCGCCCCUCCCGGGCGUUCCGUUUACCCUGUUCCCAGCGCAUCGGGAGAAAAAAUUCUUCUCGUCUCUUCUUCCCCGCAGUCCGGAUUCCCAACCAGGUUCCAGAGAAACCCCCCGUCCGAUUCGCGAGAUGGCGGAGCAGCCCAACCCCCAGCCCCAAGUAGAGGAGAAGGAGGUGGUGGUGGAGCAGCAGCAGGAGGAGCCGAAGAGGGCCCCCAAGCUGAGGUACCUGGAUUUCGUCCAUGUGGCGGCGGCGCAGGCCGCGGUGUGCCUCGCGGGGCUCUACGGGCUCGCCAAGGGCCACGCCGGCCCGCUCCGCCCCGGCGUCGACGCCGUCGAGUCCGCGGUGAAGGGCCUCGUCGGCCCCGUCUACGACCGCUUCCACAGCGUGCCCCUCGACGUCCUCGCCUUCGUCGACCGCAAGGUGGACGACACCGUGCACGGGCUGGACAAGCACCUCCCUGGCGCGUUGAAGGCCGCGUCGGCGCAGGCCUACGCGGUGGCCCGCGGCAUUCCGGAGGUGGCCCGCGAGCUGGCCGCCGAGGCGCAGCAGUCCGGCGUGAAGAGCGCGGCCCGCGCGGCGCUGGCCAAGGUGGAGCCCGUGGCCAAGGACGUGUACGGGCGCGUUGAGCCGGUGGCCACGGACCUGUACGUGCGCUACGAGCCCGCGGCGGAGCACCUCGCCGUCUCCACCUGGCGCUCGCUGAACGGCCUCCCGGUGUUCCCGCAGGUCGCGCAGAUCGUCGUGCCCACCGCCGUGUACUGGGCCGAGAAGUACAACAAGGUUAUCGCCGCCGCGGCCAACCAGGGCUACACCGGAGCCAAGUACCUCCCGGCCAUCCCCACCGAGCGCAUCGCCAAGGUGUUCUCUUCGUCGACGUCGGAGUCGGAGCCGUUGGCCGAGACCCAGUAGUGAGUAGUGUGUUGGUGCCUUCAGCGCGUUAGCAUUACCCCCUGGUUUUCCCUCCAACUGAACUGAAUAAGACAGUGAGAAUCCGGGGGGCUAAAGAUGGUGGUAAUGUUGUGCUAGAUAUGGUGAUGGGGCGCUGUCUCAGGGACCAUGAUGAUGUUGCUGUACUCCAGUAGUCCACUAGCUCUGCUUUGUGUGGUGCACUGCGUCUUGCUUUUUGUAUAAAAUUUCGUUCGAUGUCGCAAUCUCUUGCUAACUCGAUGCGAUUAGGUU